AUUGCGGAAUGAAUUCAAUGGGGAUCGCCUUUUGAGCGACAGCAACUUACGACAUACAUAUUUAGUUUCUCUUUUACUCUCCAGUUAUAUUGUUGGCUGUUCUAAGAAUAAUAAUCUUUAUACAGAAAACAGCAAAUAUUCCGUUCAGUCUGUUAGAAGCUUUCCGGUUGGUAGUUACUAAAAGUUGAGUCGCAAUUUACAUAUAAACACUUGGAACACGUCCUACAAAAACAUGUCAUCCGGAGGAGAGAAAAAACAAUUGGUUGCGGUCUCAGAAUCUAGACGUUUCAUGAUUGACUGUUUUAAGGCAGUAAAUGUUCCUCAGGAUCAUGCGGAGCAAAUGGCAGACUUACUUGUUGCUGCAGAUUAUCGUGGCCAUUUCAGCCACGGUAUGAAUCGCUUAGAAAUGUAUUUAAAUGAUUUGGCUAUUAAUUCGACGGAUGGUAGUGCUGUACCCAAGAUUUUGAAAGAGACUCCCUCUACGGCUUGGGUUGAUGGUUGCAACGGCUUGGGCGCCGUGGUCGGAAACUUUUGCAUGGAUUUGGCUAUUAAGAAGGCGAAACAGGUAGGCGUUGGUUGGGUUUGUGCCAAAGGAUCCAAUCACUACGGUAUCGCUGGUUGGUAUCCCAUGAGAGCCAUGAAAGAGGGAUUAGUUGGUAUGUCCAUGACAAAUACAUCACCUUUGAUGGCUCCAACACGAUCGAAAGAAGCCGCCCUGGGCACCAAUCCACUGUCUUUAGGCGUUCCUGCCAAGGAUGAUAAAUUUCUAUUGGAUAUGGCAACAACAGCGGUUGCUGUUGGCAAAAUUGAGAUACAACGCCGUAAAGGUGCUCCUUUGCCCGAUGGUUGGGCCCAAGAUCCUGAGGGUAGGGUGACUAAUGACGCUGAAUUGGCUUUCCAAACUGGCUGUUUGAUGCCAUUAGGAGGUCCAGAAAUUAAUUCUGGCUAUAAGGGCUACGGUCUUGGUGGACUAGUGGAUAUCUUAUCAGGCGUAAUGGCUGGUGCUAAUUAUUCUACAAAAGUGCGAAAAUGGACUCAUACCGGCGCGAAUACAGCUGCAGAUCUUGGACAGGUUUUCAUUGCUGUCGAUCCUAAUUGCUUUGCCCCCGAUUUUGAAGAAAGAAUGUGCGAUUUCAAUUCCCGCUUACGUAGUUGCACACCUACUGACCCCGAAAAGCCCGUUCUUGUCGCUGGCGAUAAGGAAACAAUAAAUAUGAAGGCAGUGGAUGAGGCCGGUGGUAUUGAAUACUUACCGAAUCAACUGAAAACUUGUGAAUCGUUAUCGCAACGUUUCAACGUUAAUCCUAUUCGCUUUAUUUGAAGUGCAAACUUUUCGUCGUUUUAAUGAAAUUGGCCUUUAACUUGCAUUUCGUAUGAUUUAACACUUCGGAUAUUUUCAAAUAUAUUUUAUUUGUAUACAGUUUAUUUUAACUUUUUAAUGAAUGCAUUUUGUUUAAAUAUAAACACUCUUUAUGAGUUAGAUGAUAGCUUUAAUAAAUCUACGAACUGAUAUUAACAUCACUUUAUUCAUUCUAGUUUUAGCUACAUUUUAAUAUUUUGUUUAAUAAAAACUCAUAUCAAUAAAAAAGAAACUGUAAGAAAAGAAAACAA
This is a messenger RNA of Musca domestica (house fly), 1611 nucleotides long. Its product is annotated as Malate/L-lactate dehydrogenase. Lineage: Eukaryota; Metazoa; Arthropoda; Insecta; Diptera; Muscidae. The record is from RefSeq and is a predicted model, not a curated record. Gene Ontology annotation, molecular function: oxidoreductase activity. The transcript has 4 exons. The coding region runs from base 233 to 1321 and encodes 362 amino acids.